Molecule: messenger RNA, 894 nt
Organism: Penicillium bovifimosum
Lineage: Eukaryota; Fungi; Ascomycota; Eurotiomycetes; Eurotiales; Aspergillaceae
Exons: 1
Coding region: 1-894 (297 amino acids)
Source: RefSeq, a predicted model, not a curated record
AUGGAGCAAGGGCAGGAAUUUCCUACUGAUGUGGUCCUCGGUGCAGUUGCAGAUGGUCUGAAACAUAGUCAUCCUCACCUACACGUCACGCUCUCUAGCAACCAUGCUACGUUCGAGGAAAGUCUUUCUGCAGCCCAACAGUCCGUGAGUGGCCUGCUUGAUCGGAUCUUGCUGCCAAACAAAGAUCCAGUUUACCGUCAGAGACUGCGUGAAAUGGCAGUUCAGAAUCAGAAUACAGACUCCGAAGGACCCCAGCUCGAAAUGGGUCGCCCGAUAAGGACUGCGGGAAUGCUCAGCGACGAAAGUAUGCCAACCCCCCUCUCUCCACACCGACAGGCCUUACUCAAGAAGAGGUUCGUUGAUGAUGACAACUACGAACCGCGAAGCCCCUACGCCCUCAACCUUCGCCCUCUGCUGAGUGAGAAAACCCUCGCAGCUGUUGUAGGCAAUGUUGUACUGUCUGCUAUCGACUACGAUAACAACAUGCCACGCUGUGAAAUGCGCCAUGUGCAAAUUCUAUGGGAUACCGGCGCGCCGAUCACAGUCAUCACGAGUGAUGUUCUUACCGAUGAAUUUCGAAAACACUUGUCGGAUCCUGUUCACCAGCCGUAUCGAAACCACGAUAUGACCCGAGUUCAAGCUGGCUUCUUUUUUGAGUUCUCGAAUGUCAUGUUCCAGCAGGAUAGUAUUGCCUUGAUUGUCGACAAGGAGGCUGUUCCAAAUGGGCGUUCCGGCAUCAUCUUAGGUCAGAAAGCUUGCAUUGAAGUACUUCAAUAUCGGUCAAUCCCGCGUGCAAUUCUGGAGGCCCGUGGGGAGACGGUCGAAGAACAGUUCUGGGGGGACCUAGUUGUGGAAAGCUAUGUUCAUUAUGAUGGGACUUUGCAGCAAGUGUGA